UGAUUGGCCGGUUAAACGAGAGGGGAGAUUCCAUCGCUUUAAACUGAAGCUCAGCGACGACGGAGGUGUGACCUGUGCGCCGUUUUUAAUAGCAUAGAAAUACGCUCUAGUUGGCGAUGCUCUUGCUCGUAAAUGCAGCACUGGUCUACUACACAGUGUGGGUGUUUGUACUGCCAUUCAUAGAGGCAGAUUGGGUUCACAGUUGCUUCCCAGCACGGGAAUGGGCUAUUAGGUUCCCGCUGAUGCUGUUGCUUUUCGCAUGGACGGUUCUGGGUACGUACGUGGCCUACGUGUUUCUGAAGGGCAAAGGACGAAAAGAUGUGGCAAACGGUGGUGGCAGUGAUCAGGCGUGCUCUACGUAGACAGUGUAAUGAUAAUGGUGUGAUAAAGUAUAA
Molecule: messenger RNA, 395 nt
Organism: Williopsis jadinii
Lineage: Eukaryota; Fungi; Ascomycota; Saccharomycetes; Phaffomycetales; Wickerhamomycetaceae
Exons: 2
Coding region: 117-362 (81 amino acids)
Biological process (GO): GPI anchor biosynthetic process
Cellular component (GO): endoplasmic reticulum membrane; dolichol-phosphate-mannose synthase complex
Molecular function (GO): enzyme regulator activity
Source: RefSeq, a predicted model, not a curated record